Messenger RNA from Schistosoma turkestanicum, 1068 nucleotides. Lineage: Eukaryota; Metazoa; Platyhelminthes; Trematoda; Strigeidida; Schistosomatidae. The record is from the annotation of a GenBank genome assembly.
GUAAAAACGAAAGUAUUUCCAUCUAACUCCAUAAGUUGCGAUUUGAAACUGUUAAGUGGUUACCCGCUACAGUCCACCAAACACUGAAGUUUAGAAGCGUAAAACAGAAUUUCCCCGAUUGGUUUAUUACGACAAAUUUAUCCAUCGAGCCUGUCCAUAUUGUCAACAAUAUCCUAUCAGGCGAUUGGUUAUUCAAAAUUUAACCAAUCAGACUACAUAACGGAUAAUGACCUUGGAAAAUAAGGUUUGAACAAGUUGAUGGGCGUUGUCAUUAUACGUGUAAUGGAUUGUGGAGAAGAGACAUCAGGCCUUGUUGUAAUAGGUGCCGGUCUAGGUCGCACUGGUACCAACAGUCUGAAAAUUGCUUUAGAAUUACUUUACAAAAAACCUUGUUAUCAUCUGAAGGAAAUAUACUUACAUCAGCAUUCACAUAUCACGAAAUGGAUGGAACUUGAUCGAAAAUUAAAAGAAUCGUCAAAUAAAAAGCUUGAUAAAGCUCUGUGUCAAAAAAUUUUCAAAGGAUAUACGGCUGCCAUUGAUCAUCCUUCAUGUGCUUACUACAAGGAAUUAUUAGAACUUUAUCCUAACGCGAAAGUUAUUUUAACUGUUCGAGAUCCGGAAAUAUGGCUGGCUGGUUGUCGUUCUACUAUAUUACCUAGAGAUAUAGAUCAACCAAAAUCAUGGUCAUUUCAAUUGUUAAGACAAUGUAUUGGUUUAAAACAAUUUCAUGAAUUAUUUCUUAUGAAUUGUCGACGUGUAUUUGGUGAGAAUAUGGAUUUUACUAAUGAUACAGCAAUGUUAACUGGUUUCAUCAAUUGGAAUCAAAAUGUUAUCAAAACUGUACCAGCGGAUCGUUUAUUAAAAUUUGAUAUUAGUCAAGGUUGGGAACCAUUAUGUGAAUUUCUUAAUUUACCAAUACCAAAUUGUCCAUUUCCACAUGUGAAUGAAUAUAACGAAUUAAGACGUUUAUUAAAAUUGGAAAAACGUGUACUGAAAUUUUUACAAUGGAUUUUACCAAUGUUCAUAUUAUUUUUUAUAGCUUAUAUGUUUUGUAAAUUUCUAUUGUAA